Aspergillus pseudoviridinutans is the source of this 1005-nucleotide messenger RNA. RefSeq lists its product as uncharacterized. The record is from RefSeq and is a predicted model, not a curated record. Lineage: Eukaryota; Fungi; Ascomycota; Eurotiomycetes; Eurotiales; Aspergillaceae. The transcript is spliced from 3 exons. Bases 1 to 1005 code for a protein of 334 amino acids.
AUGACUCAAUCGAACUCCCAUCUUCAUCAUCGACGCACUCCCUCCUCUAAUGGCUCGAAAGUGAGAACCUCGCGACCGGCGCUACAUCGGAAAGGCACAUAUUCUGUGAAUCAUUCCAUCUCGAAGCUAGGCUCUGGGCAGGUCAGGCGUCCGGAGCCCGAGAACGACCAUCAGCCCGACAUGGCGGCCAGCUUUUUGAAUUUCUGUGCCAUGUGCGAGAGACAGAUCACAGUGCCGGAUAAUUCUCUUCUCUAUUGCAGCGAAAGCUGCCGUCGUAAAGACUCGCACAAGCCGCUCUCCGCGUCGUUCCCGUCCAGUGGCUCGAUACACUACUCGAGGUCCCCGCCCACCUCUCCUCUGGUUUCUUUUCGAAUGAUUGUUGCCCCGAUGACACCCACCAAGGUCCCCGGCAAAUCCACCCCGUCCACCGGGAUACCCACAGACUUCCAUGACUCCAACGUAGAUCAGGACCCCUCCGAAUGGAAGCCGGUAAUACCUGCGGCUCAUGGUAGUACGGGGUCGCUGGCGUCGACGGAGGCCUGGCAUUAUCUUUCUCAAUUCCACGCCAGCGAACCGUCGUUUCCGAGGCGUCGCCACGGUGCCGGUCACCGCAGCUCGGCCAGUUUAUCCACGCUCAUGAGCGCAACGGCUCCUGUUCCGUCUUUGACCUAUACUCCGUCCACCACGGCAUCGUCCUUCAGCAGCACGGCCUCAGACUACAUUGGUUACAUGCCCGACUCGUCUCAUCGUCCGUUGCCUCCUCGCCACAAUCCCUACUUUUCCAAUGGCGCUGGCGUCACGAAGAGUGUGGAACUCGUGGUGCCUCACGUUGACACCCCUUCUGUGCAUUCCAACGCUGUGGAUAUGUCCGACAGUGGCUCGAUCUUCCCUGCCAGCAGCUCCCUCUGGAAUGAGAGUUUGGCAGGGAAGACUCCUACCGAAACUGUGGCCAAGGCUCCGAGUGCUCUUGAUUUGCCUAUCAUGUUGAAGCAGGGGAGUUCGUGA